CAAGGAAAAAACUCCGUCUUAAACCCUAACUUGCAGGGUUUUCCUGCCCUCUCCUCCGCCCCUCUCCUCUUCCUCAACCCGAACAACGAAUCAAGGCAUCUCACCCAGUAAUCCUGCAGGAAACAACAAGAACAACAACAAAUCGAAGUCUUAAAAUCGAAAUUGGAUUUUGUUUUUUAAAGAAGAGACGCGAUGAGGUUGGAGAAGUGUUGGUUCUGCUCCUCCACGGUAUACCCAGGACACGGUAUCCAGUUUGUCCGCAACGAUGCUAAGAUUUUUCGAUUUUGCAGAUCCAAGUGCCACAAGAACUUCAAAAUGAAGAGGAACCCUCGCAAAGUAAAAUGGACCAAGGCCUAUAGAAGAUUGCAUGGAAAGGACAUGACCCAGGAUUCGACCUUCGAGUUUGAGAGAAAGCGAAAUAGGCCUGAGAGAUACGACCGGAAUCUUGCUGAGAAUACUCUGAAGGCCAUUAAGAAAAUUGAUAAGGUCAGAUCUGACCGGGCAGCAAACCACAUAGAGAAGAGGUUGAAGGUCAGGAAAGGCAAGGAGCGGAGGGAGGCACAAAAAGAAUUGGAGCAGUCUAUUCACCUGGUCAAGGCUCCUCAAGUGCUUCGACAAGAUCAAUCUCUCACGUUACCCAAGAUCAAAGUCCAGGUUUCCCAACCAAAAAGCGAGCAAAAUCAGGCAAUGGAAGAGUGAUUUUAUCAGCCAGUUAUUUGGUUGUAUUUUUGCACUAUUCUCUGCAUUUCUCUAUCCUUUUUUUUUUCCUUUUACUUCUCGAGAAAUCCUGGUUAAGUCGUUCUUCAGCAUUUCUGCUGAUGCAUUCAUUUGUUGUUAAGGUCGCUUAUGGAGGGGUAGGAAUUGUGCUCAGUUUUCAUUUCUUUUCUAUGACAGUCAAGUAUCACUGAAAAUUGUACUCCAGCUAUAUCGAGUCUUUGCAUGUUUUAGCUAUUA
Populus nigra (black poplar) is the source of this 954-nucleotide messenger RNA. Its product is annotated as probable ribosome biogenesis protein RLP24. Gene Ontology annotation, cellular component: nucleolus. The transcript has 5 exons. The record is from RefSeq and is a predicted model, not a curated record. NCBI's taxonomy places the organism in Eukaryota, Viridiplantae, Streptophyta, Magnoliopsida, Malpighiales, Salicaceae. Bases 193 to 699 code for a protein of 168 amino acids. Gene Ontology annotation, biological process: ribosomal large subunit biogenesis.